UGACUAAUCUGAGGUUUCCCAGUCGGUUGUCAUCAUCACAAAAUGCUCAUUCAUAAAUUGAAUUUAUUGUAAUCAAGUAAAUUUUAAAUUGUUUAUUUCAUUAUCUUGUCAUUCUAUAGUGCUUUGCUUCUUAGUUUAAAUUAAGUUUGAGUCAAUACAAUUCAUCAUGGAUCCUGCCUUAUUGAAAGCCAGGGAAGCUUUCAAGAAGAAAGCUAUAUCCACACCUGCUAUUGAAGUAAAAAGGCCAGCUAGUUCUGUGCAUGAUGGAGGAAAAGAAUCAAAUAAGAAGAGUCGUAAAAGUGCUCCUGCUCCUGUAAUAGAGAAAUCCUUCGACUUUAAAAAAUUUAAACCGACAUCAAAUGCUAAUUUUGCUUGCCUUGCUAAAAUUGUCAAGUACAUGAAGCAAAGAUAUCUUGAUGGUGAUAAUGAACCGCUUACUCUUGAGGAAAUGUUGGACGAAACUAACCAAUUGGAUUUGGCACCAAGACAGCGACAAUGGCUAGCCACUGAAGCGCUUAGGAACAAUCCUAAGGUGGAUAUUACAGAGGACGGAGAGAAAUAUUUUUAUAAGCCAAUUUUCCCUUUGAAAGAUAAAAAGUCUUUACUACGAUUGUUGGAUAAAUAUGACCAAAGAGGAAUGGGAGGUAUCGCAUUGGAGGAUAUACAAGAGUCACUUCCUAAUGCUGAUAGGUGUAUAAAAGCUCUUGGAGAAGCCAUAAUAAUACUUACUAGACCUACGGAUAAAAAGAAAAUUUUAUAUUACAAUGAUCGUUCCAUUCAUUUUAAAGUUGACGAAGACUUUCAAAAACUUUGGAGAAGUGUUGCUGUCGAUGGUUUAGAUGAUGCAAAAAUUGAAGAGUAUUUAGAGAAACAUGGUAUUACCUCAAUGAAAGAUAUUGGUGGUAAACCUGUCAACCCAAUUCAAAGGAGGAAAAAGCCCACUUCGAAGAAACCUAGGACAUUCAAGAAACACAACGAGCAUAUGGGUGAUAUUCUGCAAGAUUACAACGGGUAACUGUUGUCUUAUCAGUUUAGCAAAAUUUGUAAAAACCGUGUAGUUUAUGUAUUUAUACAAUUUAUUGAACAAAAAGUAAUAAAUUGACACUUGUAUACUAAUA
Molecule: messenger RNA, 1118 nt
Organism: Tetranychus urticae (two-spotted spider mite)
Lineage: Eukaryota; Metazoa; Arthropoda; Arachnida; Trombidiformes; Tetranychidae
Gene: TfIIEbeta
Product: transcription factor IIEbeta
Biological process (GO): transcription initiation at RNA polymerase II promoter
Cellular component (GO): transcription factor TFIIE complex
Molecular function (GO): TFIIH-class transcription factor complex binding
Source: RefSeq, a predicted model, not a curated record